Messenger RNA from Elgaria multicarinata webbii, 3327 nucleotides. RefSeq names its product ribonucleoprotein, PTB binding 2 (gene RAVER2). Gene Ontology annotation, cellular component: nucleus. The transcript has 14 exons. Bases 37 to 2265 code for a protein of 742 amino acids. The record is from RefSeq and is a predicted model, not a curated record. Lineage: Eukaryota; Metazoa; Chordata; Lepidosauria; Squamata; Anguidae. Gene Ontology annotation, molecular function: mRNA binding.
GCGGUGCGAGAGCGCGUUCGCAUCUGGGCCGGCAAGAUGGCGGCAACGGCGGGGUCCGGCGCGGAACUGCUCGGGGCUCUGGGGGAGUCCGUCGUGGGGGCGGGCGAGACGCCUCGCCCUCUGGCCCCUGAGGAGAUCGCCCGCAGGCUCCAGAGCACAAGGCGGGAACUUAGCAACAGGCGCAAGAUCCUGCUGAGGAACCUGCCCGCCGAGAGCAGCAGCCAGGAAAUCCAUGAAUUAUUAAAAGACUUUGAAUUGAAAUAUUGCUAUGUGGACAAAAAUAAAAGAACAGCUUUUGUUACUCUACUGAAUGGGGAACAAGCUCAGAACGCAAUACGGCUGUUUCACCAACACUCACUUCGUGGAAGAGAGAUAUCAGUACAGCUUCAGCCAACUGAUGCCCUGCUUUGCAUUACCAAUUUGCCCUCUUCCUAUACAUUACAGGAGUUUGAAGAGUUGGUGCGACCUUAUGGCAAUGUUGAGAGACACUUCUUGAUUUAUAGUGAAAUCACUGGUUAUUCAAAGGGCUAUGGGUUUGUGGAAUACAUGAAAAAGGAUUCUGCAGCUAAGGCUAGGUUGGACCUUCUAGGGAAACAGUUAGGUGGUAAUGUCGUCUUUGCUCAGUGGAUGGAUAUUAACCAAUUAACUCCAGAACUCAUACAUUCAAAGUGCCUUUGUGUGGAAAACCUCCCUAUAGACUACACUGAUGGAGAAGAACUGGUGCAAACUUUCUCAACUAACUAUAAACCUGUGUUCUACCAGCUUGCUCAGGAUGAAGAUAGCUCUGUUGGUGGCUUUGCAGUCAUUGAGUAUGAAACAGCAGAGCAGGCAGAGGAAGUACACCAAGGCACAGAUGGAUUGACUAUCAGAGAGAAGAGAGUGCAUGUAUCUUACUGUGCUCCUGGAGCUCCAGGGCGCAGUACUCUUGCUACACUUAUAGCAGCACAACGCAUGAUGAAGAACAGCAGAAAGGGCUUGCUUCCAGAUCCAAAUGCAGUGCAGAUCAUGAAAAGCUUAAAUACCCCAGCGAUGUUACAAAUGUUGUUGCAACCACAGUUACAUGGAUGUACUAAUAAACUUGCAGUUCUUGGAGCUCCCAUAAGUGUACCACACCUUGUAAGCCCAUCAGUCAGCCCAGCCUUCUUACAUUUGAACAAAGUUCAUCAGGGACCAGUUCUUGGAAAUGCAUCAAGUAUGCUGCUACAGAAUCUUUCCCAUCUACAAUUGGCACAACUAGCGAAGAUUGAGAAUAUCCAAUCAAAUAGUAAACCAAGUUUACUUGGAGAGCCUCCACCAGUGCUGCUUCAAACAAUGUUAGGAAUGGGUACUGUACCACCAGUGACCACAGACAUGGGGAGCCAUGGAGAAGCACGCAAUUUAUCUAAUCGGACUCCAGCUCAAACACCGGUUGCAACAGGAAUGGGCAUGCUGCCAUUCUUUCCAAAUCAGCAUGUGGUUGGGCAAACAAUGCCAAGGCAAAAUAUCACACAGGACAAGCUGGCAUCUUCAGUAGCAUUGACAGAAGGCACUGGCUCAGGGUCACAAGCUUAUCUGCAGAGCUUAUCAAAUAUCACUGCUGGAGGCCUACGGGCAGGACAUCUCAAGCCACAGAGCCAGCCAAAGACCACUGACUCAAGCUUGGGGAGCUCUUCAAAUAAUCAGACCUCUCUGUUGGGAGAUCCCCCCAAAGAAAUUCAUCUUAGUACAAAUCCCUACUUGAACUUGGCAAGUGUGCUGCCUUCUAUGUGUCUUUCAGCAAUUGCAAGUAAAACCAGUAAUACUAAGCAGCAGCCUGGACUUUCCAAUAAUUUGCUCGACACUGCAGUUGCUCAGGGAACCACGCCGCAACAAUCAGUAGAAAACUAUUUUAACUAUUCACCACAGUAUGGGGAUUACACACAGGAUUCAAUCCAGCAGUGGUAUCAACAGUAUGCUCAGGCAUACCAUACCAUUCAAGCUAGAGUAGGAGAAAUAGAAAAUGAUGGCACAGAGGAAUCUGAUGGUGGAGUUUAUGGUGACUAUAGUACCUAUUUACAGGUCAUGCCUUCAUAUUAUGCUACAGCCCAAGGAUCCUUCCAUCCAGGCAUUGUGCCAGUUACACCUCAAAACCCACUGAAGAUGACACCAAUAAGAAACGAAAAGCGGGGUUCUUCAUACCUCAUCACCACUCCAGAAGAUGGCCCAGUGGAAUAUGUUGGCCAACACACUCAGAGCUCAGGUGUACAUUAUGCAGAAUUGUAUCUUAAAAGAAAACGUGUCUAUUAGGAUCAUGCUUGAAGUCAAAGCCACUUAAUUCUAUUCUUGUCAUCCAUAUCUUUCACUUUUAAUAUGUAUUGUAGAUAUUCAAAGAACAAUUCCAUAUAGGAAAUUAGUUUUUCUAAGUAAACUUAUGUGUAACAAGUGUGGGGGAAGGCUACUAAUGUAAUCACUGUUAUCCUCCAGGCUAGUUUCUAUGGGUUAGAUGACAAUUAAGUUCCUUAAAAUGGCAUCUUUGCAAGUUGAGAAUUUAUCUGAAAGCAAUAAAAUAAUGGGGAGUGAAAAUGUUCUUGCUAUCUUGCUGAAGAAGUUGCAAUAUUAGUCUUAAGAAAACAAUUAUGCUGGUGUGCUUUUCUUUUAACCUCUUUGAGGAUUUAGAUUCUUUGCUGUUUAAUCCUUUCUCCUGAUGUUUGACAAUAGUAAUAUUCCAUGAUUGAUUUUAAUGGGGGUUGCAUGCUGGAUUAAAGCCCAGACAGUCUGUUAGGCUGAGUACAAGCAUUACAAUUCAGCCUAGUUAAAAUUAGCCAAAUCAUCUUUGGAUUAAAAAAAAUAAAGAAGCAGACAUAGGUCUUAAUGUAGUCAUAUUUCUUACCAAUACAAUUGUGGUAUUAUCCAUAGCCUUCUCCUAGAGCAGUACCACUUGUAGUUUGAUGUUUCUGAAGCCCAAUUAAAAAGCAUAAGCUCCCACAAUGGUGGUAAUAAAAUGCUUGAUCAUUUAUCCAAAAAAAAAAAAAAAAAUCUGCAGAGUCAGGUGUUGCUGAGGAAGGUUAUGGAGAAAUACACAUUAUGGCCCCAUGCAAGAGACAGCUGAUUGUACUUAAGCCUGGUUGAAAUCCAAUGGAAUUUAAAUUUAGCCAUGAGAACUAACUUGUUUGAGUGAUUUCAAUGGGGCUUAAUCGUGAUUAAAUUUCUGGAUUAGGAGGCAGGUCUGAAGAAUUAGACCUACAAGUAAUGGCUGCCUUUGAGACUUAUAAGAGGUUCCUUCUUUACUGUGUUUAUUAAGUAAUCUUAUUCCCAUUGAAUUUCUUUCUGAACAAACAGCUUCUUGAUAAAUAAACUGACAAGCUACUC